GUCUUGUUUAGAUUUCCUGUGCUUCUCUUUCUUUACAUUGGAGAUCGGUAUUGUUCGGAAGCUAGCUCUAAAUUAUGGACAGGAUAAGUCAGUUGCAUGAUGAGCUUCUACUGAAAAUAUUGGCAAUGCUUCCUACCAUGAAAGAUAUUGUGGACACUAUGCUUUUGUCAAAACGAUGGCAGUUUCUUUGGAUGAUGGUUCCAAGACUCGUAUACAAUGAUAACUAUAAGAACCCCAAGUAUGGAAGCUUUUCUCUGUUUGUAGACAGAUCUUUCUUUAAGCACGAUGCUCCAGUUAUAGAAGCUUUGCGUUUCAAACUUGGUAGUAUUUGUGGUAGUGAAGAUAUUCAAGCGUGGAUGAGAUCUGCUGAUAAACGUUGUGUGCGUGAGCUGAUUAUCCAGAUUGAUACUUUUACUUAUAAACAUCCAGUCUUACUUCCUUGGAGCUUGUUUAGUGGGGGAUGUAGAAUGCUUGUGACCUUAAAUAUAAGCAAGGCAAUUCUUGUGGAUGAUCUUGAUUCACCAAUUUCUUUCCCAUCCCUCAAAACUCUGAGUCUUAAAUCCAUCAAGUAUCCAUGUGGUGAGUUUGUCAAGAAGCUUUUAUCCAACUGUCAUGUCCUUGAAGACUUGGUUGUGGAGCAAUGUCAAGCUGACAAUGUUAACAUUUUCACUGUUAUCGUGCCUUCUCUAAAGAGUUUAGUCUUGAAAACAUUAGAUGAAAGACUUGCAAACGAUACUCAAGGGUUUGUGAUAGAUGCUCCUUCUUUGGAAAAAAUCGAUGUUUUCCAUUCGAGUGGGUUUUGUAUCUUUGAGAAUGAUAUGACUAAGGUUGUGGAUGCAAAUCUUGUCGUUGAUUCUUGGAAAUUAUGGAAGAAGUUGGGUUCUAUUGCUUCGUUCAAGCGUCUUUAUCUGUGCCUACCAUCCUCAAAGGAUGUGUAUCCUGCCGGUAGUGUCUUCACCAGUCUUGUAUAUUUGAAGAUAUGCACAUGUGAGACAGAAUGGGUGAAUCUACUCAUGCGUGUGCUCAGAGAUUCUCCUAAUUUACGUGCUCUCAGGCUUCAACAGUGCCAUAUCCUUCGAUCUAAAAAGCCACGCCCAUGCUGGAACCCGUCCUGGAAUGAACCGAGUUCAGUUCCUGAAUGUUUUUUAUCAAGUCUUGAAACUUUUGAAUGGGUAAAUUAUGAAGGAGCAGAAGAAGAGAAGGAAGCAGUAGCGUUUGUUUUUAGAAGCGCAAAGUGUUUAAAGAAAGCAACUAUUAAUAUCUGCAGUAAAACAAGUGACUUUGACAAGAAACUCGAGGUGAUCAAGGAGUUGUUCUCGUCAACAAGGCGUUCACCAGCCUGUCAGCUUGAGUUACGCUAAAGUUAUGAGUGAGAAUCAAGUAACAUCUUACUGGUUAGUUUCCAGAUCUGAAUCUUAGACAAGAUAGUACAACUUGUUUUGUUUUUAUUUGCUACAUUUAUAGCUCAAUGAAUUCGAAACUGUUUGGUCUAGUUAUCUUCUGCGGCAAA
This is a messenger RNA of Raphanus sativus (radish), 1510 nucleotides long. Its product is annotated as probable FBD-associated F-box protein At1g32375. NCBI's taxonomy places the organism in Eukaryota, Viridiplantae, Streptophyta, Magnoliopsida, Brassicales, Brassicaceae. The transcript is spliced from 4 exons. The coding region runs from base 75 to 1361 and encodes 428 amino acids. The record is from RefSeq and is a predicted model, not a curated record. Gene Ontology annotation, molecular function: protein binding.